UCAGUCUUAGCAAUUGAAUAUCCUACAGAAAUAAGAUUUAUGAAUGAAACAUGGAAGCCAAAGGUUCUUGUCACCCACACAAAAUUACCUGCUGAAGCUUUACAUUAUUUACGACCAAAAUGUGAGUUGAUAUUUGCAAAGUCAAAUGAUAGAAGUGAAAUAUUAAAAAAGGUAAAAGGUGUGGAUGGACUUUUAUGGGCUUCAUUUGAGAAGUUAGACGCAGAAGUUCUGAACACUGCAGGGACGCAAUUAAAAUCAAUAUCAGUGAAUACUAAUGAACUGGAUAACGUUGAUGUUUUAGAGAUAAAAAGACGAAAUAUUAAAUUAGGCUACACACCAAUUCUGUCUUGGGAGCCAUCUUCGGAGUUGGCAAUUGGAUUAGCCUUAGCAGCAGGAAGAAGAUUUUUUGAAACUCGCUUGAAUUUAGAGAAAAAUGGAUGGGACGACGAACCACAAACUUUUCUGGGUGUUGAAAUUAGAGGCGCACUUAUUGGAAUUGUUGGUUUUGAUGGAGUUGGACAAGCCAUCGCUAAAGACAUUUCUGGAUUUUCACCACAACAAAUUUUGUAUUCGAGUCAUUCCGAAAGUCUUCAAUCAAAAUCAAUUGAAAUCACCGCCAAACUUGUGACUUUUGAUGAAUUGAUAGAAAAAAGUGAUUUCGUAUUUAUUACAGCUUCAUUAAAACGAGAAAUGUUCAAUGCUGACGUGUUUGAGAGAAUGAAGCCAACAAGUGUCUUAAUUAAUGUUGCCCGAGGUGAUGUUGUUGAUCAAGAAGCACUUUAUGAUGCCUUGAAAAAGAAGAAAAUCUUUGCUGCUGGUAUCGACGUGAUGGCACCGGAAAUGAAGUCAAUAAAUGAUCGUUCACUGAUGUCUUUGCCUAAUUGUGUAAUAACUUCAAACAUGAGAACUUCAACAUUAAGAGCAGCUAAGGAAAUGUCAUCGAUUGCCGCAUUGAAUGUUUUAAUGGGUUUGGGAGAUCAACCAAUGUUUUCUCCGAAAUCUUUUGUUAUAAUGUUUGAGAACAUCAAAAGGAAAAAUGAACAUCAACAUAGCUAUGAGAUGUCAGAAAAGUUUCGCAAUGAAGGGAAUUUACAAUUUAAGAAGCAUCAAUUCAAAGAAGCGCUCGUGUUGUAUAACAAAAGCCUGUGUAACUCCGAAAAAACAUUACAACUUGGAUUAGCUUACGGCAAUAGAUCUGCCGUCUACUUUGAACUGAAGUUGUAUGAAAAAUGUUUGGAUAACAUCCGACUUGCUCGUACUAACAACUAUCCGUCUAACAAAAUGAACAAAUUAAUUUCACGUGAGAAUAUUUGUAAAAAGUUAAUACAAAAAGAAAGUCUAAUGAGUCAGCAUGAAGAUAUUUUUAAAAUCUCACAUCCGGUAAACAAGAAAAUUCCUUUCAUAGCUGAUUGUUUGAAAGUUUGUGAAGACGAAGUAUUCGGAAGGUUUGUUGUCACGGAUUCCCAACUUGAUCCUGGUGAUGUCGUAGCAAUCGAAGAACCAUUUUUCAAAUUCAUUAAUGAUGAGUUUUGUCAUCAGCGAUGCUCUAAUUGCUUAACUUCAAAUCAACUGAGUUUGAUUCCUUGCGAGAAUUGCACGACAACAAUGUAUUGUUCGACCAACUGUAAGACUGAUUACGAAGACACAAUCCAUCAAUUUGAAUGUUGUCAGAAACCUCAACCUGAAGUUCUUAAAGUGUGUACAAAAAUGUUGCUGUCAGCAAUCAACAUUGCAGGAGAUUUCGACAAACUUCAAAAGCUUUUAAAAAAUUCUGAACAUUUUACUGUCUUCGAUUUUGACUUGUCUGAUGAAAGAAAGAAGCAGAAUUAUAAAAAUAUCCUUCUAAUCAUCAAUUCAAUGGCAUUGUCGAAAAGUUCAGAAAUAAAUUUGACAGAAAAAAUGAAAUCAAUUUUCCAUUUUCCUCCAUUCAAGUCACUUUGGAAAACUGACAAUGAUCUUGAAUUUUUGAUAAGUUUUUUUGUCAAACUUUUGAGAAUUCAUAACACGAAUGUUCUAGAGAUGGGUGAACAUAAUUUAAUUAAUGAUUCGUAUUGGUACGCAACUCCUAUAGGGAGUGGAUUGUGUCCAUUCAUUUCUUUGAUUAAUCAUAACUGUGAUGCGAACGUUACAAGAACUACUUUAGACAACAAAAUUGUUCUUAUUGUUAAGAAACCAAUUAAAAAAGGAGAACAAAUAUUUAUCAGUUAUGGAUACAGCUCUUGUAGAAUGGCGAAAACAGAACGACAAAUGCAAUUGCAACGCUAUGGUUUUGCAUGCACUUGUGAAGCAUGUGAAAAUGAUUAUCGCCAGCUAUCAGAACUUCCAAAAACUGAUGAAAGCUUUGAAGAGCCAAAGUUCGAUGAGAAGGAAAUUUCACUUGCCUUAAAUGAAUUUAAAAGCAACUGCAGAUAUAUAAAAUAUAACAUUGAUAAGCAUCCUUGCUAUGAAACUUCAUUAAUUUUAGUGCACAAUGAUCAUUUAUUGAACCAAAUCAAGAAAAAAAUAGAAAAUUCAGUCAUGGCUUUACGUUCGUUAUUAAUACCAAUCAGAAAGUUUGAUUUUAAAGGAUGGCGACCGAAAGUGUUAGUUCAAUGUUGGGAUUGCCCAGAAGCAGCUUUAAAUGUGCUGCAUGAAUAUUGCGAUGUAACAAUCUGCGACACAAUUGAACGAGAAGAAACUUUGUCAAAAUGCAAAGGCAUGGAUGGAAUUUUCUGGGUUUACUCAAAGCUUGAUAAAGAAAUUCUUGACACGAUUGGACCUCAGUUAAAGGCAGUUUCAACGUUUUCAAUUGGAAUUGAUCAUAUUGAUGUCAAUGAAUUGAAACGUCGAAAAAUUCCACUUGGAAACACUCAAAAUGUUUUGACUGAUACCGCAGCUGACAUUGCGAUGGGACUUCUCAUUUCUACAAGCAGACGAUUCUUAGAAGGAAGGCAGAAACUUGAAGCUGGCGAAUGGCAAUUAAAGCUGCAAUGGAAUUUAGGAUUCGACAUUAAGGGAUCAACUGUAGGAAUUGUUGGUUUCGGUGCUAUUGGACAAACAGUUGCCAAGCGAUUAACUGGAUUUGAUGUUGGUGAACUUUUGUAUUGUGGCCAUAACAAAAAACCCGAAGCAGAUAAAUUUAAUGCAAAAUUUGUAACAUUUGAUGAAUUGAUAGAAAAAAGUGAUUUUGUAUUCAUCAUUUGUCCAUCAACUACUGAAACACGAAAAAUGUUCAAUGCUGAAGUGUUUGGGAGAAUGAAACCAACAAGUGUCUUAAUUAAUGUUGCACGAGGUGAUGUUGUUGAUCAAGAAGCACUUUAUGAUGCCUUGAAAAAUAAGAAAAUUUUUGCUGCUGGUAUCGAUGUGAUGACACCGGAACCAUUGCCAUCAGAUCAUCCUUUGUUAACAAUACCGAAUUGCACAAUAACGCCUCAUUUAGGUUCAGCGACAGUUGGAACACGCGACUUGAUGGCAAAGCUGGUAGUGACUAAUCUGUUAGCUGCUUUAAAUGACGAACAAAUGCCAUCUCCUGCUUAUUGA
This is a messenger RNA of Clunio marinus, 3519 nucleotides long. The record is from the annotation of a GenBank genome assembly. NCBI's taxonomy places the organism in Eukaryota, Metazoa, Arthropoda, Insecta, Diptera, Chironomidae.